GUGUGUGUGUGUGUGUGUGUGUGUGUGUGUGUGUGUGUGUGUGUGUGUGUGUGUGUGUGUGUGUGUGUGUGUGUGUGUGUGUGUGUGUGUGUGUGUGUUUGUGUGUGUGUGUGUGUGAGUGUGUGUGUGUGUGUGUGUGUGUGUGUGUGUGUGUGUGUGUGUGUGUGUGUGUGUGUGUGUGUGUGUGUGUGUGUGUGUGUGUGUGUGUGUGUGUGUGUGUGUGUGUGUGUGUGUGUGUGUGUGUGUGUGUGUGUGUGUGUGUGUGUGUGUGUGUGUGUGUACGUGUCUGUGUAUGUCUGUGUCUGUGUGUGUCUGUGUCUGUGUGUGUCUGUGUGUGUCUGUGUCUGUCUGUGUCUGUGUGUGUCUGUGUCUGUGUGUGUCUGUGUCUGUGUCUGUCUGAGACUGUGUGUGUGUGUGUGUGUGUGUGUGUGUGUGUGUGUGUGUGUGUGUGUGUGUGUGUGUGUGUGUGUGUGUGUGUGUGUGUGUGUGUGUGUGUGUGUGUGUGUGUGUGUGUGUGUGUGUGUGUGUGUGUGUGUGUGUGUG
Messenger RNA from Oncorhynchus gorbuscha (pink salmon), 543 nucleotides. RefSeq names its product keratin-associated protein 5-1-like. NCBI's taxonomy places the organism in Eukaryota, Metazoa, Chordata, Actinopteri, Salmoniformes, Salmonidae. The transcript has 3 exons. The annotation marks the transcript as partial. The record is from RefSeq and is a predicted model, not a curated record.